AUGGCGCCCGUCUUUGAUUCGGUCUCGGAGCCCAUACCUAUCUCCUUGAUAUCAGGCCGCUACAUGUUAUUCGAUGUCAAUGUCGUGACUUACCUUCGCAGGACUCACCAUAUCUGCGGUACUCUCAUGGGGACGCUGCCACAGAGCCCACAGCAGAACCUGUUCUUCGGCAUGCCUAUGGAGUUGAUGCCCGAGGAAGCCAAGCUGCUCGUUGAGAAAGGGGUCGCAUACAUCCUUGACGAUAAACAGUGGCACAAAACUAGGCUCUUGAACACGCUGCAGGGUGCGGACAAACAGGCAUACCUCAAGUCCCUCCGAACAAUUGUCGUCCAGGCGCGCAAGGUCUGCCUGGAGGAGUCGCAGAGGAAAACAAAAUAUGCGCUGGCAAUGAAAGCUGCGAGAGAGAUUCCAGAGAAUGCUAAUGAUUUGUUGGGCACCUCCCGCGAGUCCCACGCUUCUGAUCCCGAUCCUUCGCUCAGUUAUCCACCGAGCACUGCAGACUCCGCCGAUGUGUCCCUCUUCGAGCCCAAGUCCAACGCUUCUAGCAGGGUUAAUAACAGACUCGUGUCUACAGGUCCAGUGGCAGCCACCCUAACCAUAAGCUACCAUCCUUCCUCACUGCCCCAGAACCCUGGCUCGUCACCCGACCCAUCAGUCUCGUCUUCUUACGCAUUAUUUGCACACUUGCAUGCCCGCGGCUACUACCUGAUGCCCGGGCUGCGCUUCGGGUGUAAUUACAAUGUGUACCCUGGUGACCCCCUGCGUUUCCACAGUCAUUUCCUUGCUACGAGCUAUGAUUUUGAUCAAGACAUUCCUCUGUUUGAUAUCAUCGGUGGAGGGAGACUAGGCACGGCUGUCAAGAAGGGCUUCUUGAUUGGCGGGGUAGACCCGGGUAUGAAGGAGAGCAAAAGUGGUGAGAAUGUGAGGACUUUCUGCAUAGAGUGGGCCGGUAUGUGA
This is a messenger RNA of Drepanopeziza brunnea f. sp. 'multigermtubi' MB_m1, 957 nucleotides long. RefSeq lists its product as uncharacterized. Gene Ontology annotation, biological process: tRNA splicing, via endonucleolytic cleavage and ligation; tRNA-type intron splice site recognition and cleavage. The record is from RefSeq and is a predicted model, not a curated record. Gene Ontology annotation, molecular function: nucleic acid binding; tRNA-intron lyase activity. Lineage: Eukaryota; Fungi; Ascomycota; Leotiomycetes; Helotiales; Drepanopezizaceae.